AUGGAGGCUUUCCGUACAGUGUCUGCAGUGAGGCGGUCCCAUAUGCCGACCUCCUUCUUCCUCAAGGUAACACUGAAGACAAAGCAGCAGCAGCAGCCAGCAGCAGCAGCAACGAGGAGUGCAGCAGCAGCAGCAGCAGCAACUGAAAGUGCAGCAGCAUCGGUAACAAAGCGAGCUUCCGCAGCAGCAAAAGGAGCAGCGGCGGUAGCAGCAACAGCAGCAACUCUUACACGACUUUUCCCACGGAGGCGAAAUUCCACUUUGUCCGCUGCAGCAGCAGCAGCAGCAGCAGCAGCAAGUGCAGCACAACAUGAGCAGCAGCAGCCCCUCGCAGGAGCAGCCCUCAAAAAGCAGCAACAGCAGCGACAGCAGCAGCAACAGCAGCAGCAGCACCGCUCCAGCUCUGCGCACGGCUUGCGAGUGUCGAACUGCCACAGCCCCCAGCAGCAGCAGCAGCAGCAGCAGCAGCAGCAGCAGCAGCAGACCUCCGGAAUGAUCUCUUUGAAAAGCUGCAGGUCAAGUCUGUACUUUCUCCUCACGCCAGAGUGCUGCGCCAAACCCGUGAAGGAAAAUGAGUUGGAGGAACUCGAAAAAGAGCUGUCUUCCAGAGACAGAGCGCCUGCAGCAGCAGCAGCAGCAGCAGCAGCAGCAGCAGCAGCAGCAGAGGCUACAGGGCGCCCCGCCCAAGGCCUGCUGCCAGUCGCCACGCACGGCCAAAUGCAGAGCAGCAGCAGCAGCAGCAGCAGCAGCUCACGCAGCAGCAGAAGCAGCAAAGCCUCGCGAGAGCUGCUGUGGGAGCAGUCUCGGAAGCAUUGGCGGCUGAAGCAGCAGCAGCAGCAGCAGCAGCAGCAGCAGCAGCCACCAGCAGCACCAAGUCAAAGAGCAGCAGCAGCAGCAGCAAAGUUACCUGGGCUGCUCCAUCUGUAG
Messenger RNA from Eimeria necatrix, 927 nucleotides. RefSeq lists its product as hypothetical. The transcript has a single exon. NCBI's taxonomy places the organism in Eukaryota, Apicomplexa, Conoidasida, Eucoccidiorida, Eimeriidae. The record is from RefSeq and is a predicted model, not a curated record. The coding region runs from base 1 to 927 and encodes 308 amino acids.